AUGCCAAAGACACUUAUUAAUCAUGCACUAUCAUCUAUAAAAUCAGCUUCACGUGUUUUCGUGCAUGGUUGUGGUAGCUCGCCAAAAUAUCUCAGUCGUCUUCUCACUAAUCGCGCUAGUGAACUCAAGCGCGUAGAACUUAUUUCAGCGUUAUCGAUCGAUAAUACCUUUAUGGAUCCAAAAUUGAAAGAUAGUUUCUUUUUCAAUUCUCUCUUUGCUUCCCCUUUUCAUCGACCUGCUAUUGCCAAUGGCACUGCCUCAUACAUACCGAUAUUUCUUAGUGAAAUGCCUCGUCUCUUCGACGAAAACAUUCUCCCACUCGAUGCUGCUCUCAUUCAAGUUUCACCUCCCGAUCGACAUGGAUACUGUUCGCUCGGCAUCUCGGUUGAAAUCACACGAGCAGCACUAAGAAAUGCAAAGAAGAUAUUCGCUCAAAUCAAUCGGUGCGUGCCGCGAGUGCACGGCGAUACAUUCGUUCACAUCAAUGACAUCGAUGCAUAUGUUGAAUAUGAUGAACCACUCGUAGAAUUAGACAGCUCAUCGGAGAUUACUGAUGUUGAAAGGCAGAUUGGACAACGAGUCGCUGAGCUCAUUGAGGAUGGAAGUACCCUUUCAGUGCAAAUGGGAAUUGGUACUGUUCCUGAUUGUGUACUCAAGAGUCUCGAAGAUCACAAAGAUCUAAGCAUUGCUUCUGAAAUGAUAUCUGAUGGUAUCGUCUCUCUUAUUCAAAAAGGUGUAGUCACCAAUCGAUACAAGAAAUUCCAUCCUGGAAGAACAACGGCUACUUUCCUCUUAGGAACGAAGCAAUUGUACAAUUUCGCUGAUGACAAUCCGAACGUUCUUCUGAUAGAUGUGGGAAUCACCAACGAUCCAGCACAAAUUAGAAACAAUCCAAAGAUGUGUUCUAUCAACUCUGCACUCGAGAUCGAUCUCACCGGUCAGGUUUGUGCCGAAUCGCUUGGCACAGCACACUAUUCGGGUGUUGGCGGGCAGAUAGACUUCAUGCGUGGUGCUGCACUCAGUCCUCAAGGCAAACCUAUUCUGGUUCUACCAUCACAAACGACCAAGGGGAUCUCACGCAUCGUCAACACAUUGAAGGGAGGUGCAAGUGUGACAACAACUCGUGCACAUGUUCACUAUGUGGUGACAGAGUAUGGUGUGGCGAACUUGUUUGGUAAGAACUGUCAACAGCGUGCGAAAGCAUUGAUAAACAUUGCACAUCCGAAUCAUCGCGAAGCACUGGAGCGUGCUGCAUUUCAACGAUUCAAAAAUAUUUAUUAA
This is a messenger RNA of Adineta ricciae, 1281 nucleotides long. The record is from the annotation of a GenBank genome assembly. NCBI's taxonomy places the organism in Eukaryota, Metazoa, Rotifera, Eurotatoria, Adinetida, Adinetidae.